Olea europaea var. sylvestris is the source of this 787-nucleotide messenger RNA. RefSeq names its product 14 kDa zinc-binding protein. The transcript has 5 exons. The coding region runs from base 29 to 490 and encodes 153 amino acids. NCBI's taxonomy places the organism in Eukaryota, Viridiplantae, Streptophyta, Magnoliopsida, Lamiales, Oleaceae. Gene Ontology annotation, cellular component: cytoplasm. Gene Ontology annotation, molecular function: adenylylsulfatase activity. The record is from RefSeq and is a predicted model, not a curated record. Gene Ontology annotation, biological process: sulfur compound metabolic process; purine ribonucleotide metabolic process.
AUAAAUAAAUUAGAAACAUGAGCAAAAGAUGAAAAACCCAGAAUCCAGCCGCCUCCUUAUACUCACUUCCCACUUAACAGCUCACAAACCAGCCUCCAUCAUGGCUUCCGAGAAAGAGGCUGCUCUCUCUGCUGUUCCAUCUGACUCUCCCACCAUAUUCGACAAGAUAAUCAACAAGGAAAUUCCGGCUUACGUUGUAUACGAGGAUGACAAGGUUCUAGCUUUUAGGGACAUAAGUCCCCAGGCGCCCACUCACAUUCUUAUCAUCCCUAAAGUGAAGGAUGGCUUGACUGGAAUUUCUAAGGCUGAGGAGAAGCAUUGUGAGAUUCUUGGCCUGCUGCUUUACACUGCAAAGCUCGUUGCUAAACAAGAAGGCCUUGAGACAGGCUUCAGGCUCGUGAUUAACGAUGGGCCUGAUGGAUGCCAAUCCGUCUAUCACCUUCACAUACACCUCCUCGGAGGACGCCAAAUGAACUGGCCACCUGGUUAAACUGGAGUUGCAAUGUAAUUUCUGGUCAUCCAUGCGUGGGUUGAUAUAUAAAAAUAAAAUUUAUUAAGGUAGCCUGUCUUGUACUGGAGGGGCUUCAAACCUUUAACCUAUCCCAACCAUGGAUGAUGUGAAUUUACCGUCUAAUAUCUGGGUUUGUCUUUCACCAUCACGAUCUGGCUAUUAUUGUUACAAUGAUUACCUUUGUGGCUUACUUGAGUUACCAAGGAUUCUUUGGAUAUUUUGAAUGGCCUGGUUUCUACUGAGAUCAUGCAAUGAAUGAAAGCAUCGUUUUAGUAA